AGGAUCUUGCAGUUGGCGCUGAGUUGCGCAUACGACGCGUGUGCCCGCGGAAAUCGCUAAAGGAGUUCACGGAGUUAAAGGAGUAGCUACCAAGUGCAGUGCAGUGAUGAGUGCUUCCGGAAAGAGUCUUCUGGGCCUGUGGCUCUACAGGAGCGGCGAACAGGAGUGGGCCGUCAAGCAGGGCAGUCCCUUGCACCAGCUGAAAAAGGAUUCUACCACAUCCGGUCCCUCCUCGCAUCCGAGUCUCGCCAGGCACUCGUCCGCUCCGCCGGAGCCGCCAAGGCUGGCCAUCGGGGGUGCUGGUAUUGGUGGUCAGGAUAAUGGAAGACAGCAUUCCCCUGGCGAACGCGUCUCCAUCAUUUUCACCCUGCGCAACCAGGUGGGAAACCUGGCCAGAGCCCUCCAGGUUUUCCAGGAGCUGGGCAUCAAUGUGCUGCAUUUGGAGCUCUCGCCGCUGGAGAUGGGCACCAACCAGGCCGAUGUCCUCGUGGACGUGGAGUGCGAUCCGCGCCGACUCGACCAGGUGGUCAAAAUGCUCAACCGGGAGGUGGCCUCCGUGAACUACACUUCCGUGAACACCCAGGGUUUGGCCAGGGCGCCGUCGCUAUCGGCGUGCUCCAGUUUUGAUUUCGGGGACAUGGUGUGGUUUCCGCGAAAGAUCUCCGAUCUGGACAAGGCGCAGAAUGUGCUCAUGUACGGCUCGGAGUUGGAUGCCGACCAUCCGGGAUUCAAGGACCCAGUUUAUCGAAAGCGGCGGGAGCAGUUCUCUGCCAUAGCCAACAACUUCAAGCAUGGCAACCCCAUUCCUCGUGUGCAAUACACACCUGAGGAGGUGAAAACCUGGGGCACCGUUUUCUUGGAGCUCCAUCGCCUUUACGUGUUGCAUGCCGUGCCCGAGUACAUGGACAACUGGCCGGAGCUGGAGAAGUACUGUGGCUACCGCGAGGACAACGUGCCCCAGCUGCAGGAUGUGAGUGUCUAUCUCAAGCGCAAGACGGGUUUCCAGCUCCGACCCGUGGCGGGCUACCUCUCGCCAAGGGACUUCCUAUCGGGACUCGCCUUUCGCGUGUUCCACUGCACCCAGUACAUCCGGCACUCCUCGGAUCCCUUCUACACGCCAGAGCCGGACUGUUGCCACGAGCUGCUGGGCCACAUGCCCCUGCUGGCCAACUCCAGUUUUGCCCAGUUCUCGCAGGAGAUUGGCCUGGCCUCCUUGGGUGCCAGCGACGCGGACAUCGAGAAGUUGGCUACGCUGUACUUCUUCACUGUGGAGUUUGGGCUGUGCAAACAGGCGGACAGCACUUUUAAGGUUUAUGGCGCCGGACUACUCAGUUCAGUGGCCGAGCUGCAGCAUGCAAUUACGGCGGAGAACAAGAUUAAGAAGUUCGACCCGGAGGUGACGUGCCAGGAGGAGUGCAUUAUCACCUCCUACCAGAAUGCGUACUACUACACCGACUCCUUCGAGGAGGCCAAGGAGCAGAUGAGGGCCUUUGCCGAGAGCAUCCAGCGGCCAUUUGGAGUGCGCUACAACCCGUACACGAUGAGUGUUGAGGUGCUGUCGAAUGCCAAGAAGAUCACGGCGGUGGUCAGCGAACUCAGGGGCGAUCUCAGCAUCGUCUGCUCGGCCCUGCGAAAGAUCUCCGCCACGGACGAGAACCUGGAUGUGGACAGCAUCGCCAACAUGCUCCACAACAGCCUCAAUGUGAGAGGUGGCGCUUCCGGAGGAGGCGGAAGUCCGUGCAGCCCGGACAACUCGGACAACUCCACGGCGGAGGGAGACUAGGAAUGAAAGUGGACAGCAAGGAAACCUUAAGGGAAGAGAUUACCGGGACCACAAAGCAGUACAAUUCACUUGGCAAGCGAACAUGUUUUUUCUCAACUUUUGAGUAUAAAAAGUAUAAAAAGAAGUGUAAACAGAAGUUCUAUAUAUACCAAGAUACACUAACAAGCUCAAGUUAUAAAAGCAAAUCUUUUUAUGAAAUCUAAAGUAAAGAAAAACAAAUUGUAGCGAACAAAUUAAAAUACCCGCGAAAUCUCCGAUAGAUUAAUAACUUAUCGUACUUCCUAAGAGAAGCAAGGUGAAUUGUACUGCAGUUACACUUUUUAAAUAUGCACACGUAUCUUUGUCUAUGUCUAGCAGUUGUUUAUUCAGACUUAAAGCUAUGUAAAAACUAAAGUAACAAUAAACCGCAACCUCUCGCUGCGCUGUCCUACUA
This is a messenger RNA of Drosophila yakuba, 2216 nucleotides long. RefSeq names its product tryptophan 5-hydroxylase 1 (gene Trhn). The record is from RefSeq and is a predicted model, not a curated record. Gene Ontology annotation, biological process: serotonin biosynthetic process; aromatic amino acid metabolic process. Gene Ontology annotation, cellular component: neuron projection. NCBI's taxonomy places the organism in Eukaryota, Metazoa, Arthropoda, Insecta, Diptera, Drosophilidae. Bases 107 to 1783 code for a protein of 558 amino acids. The transcript is spliced from 7 exons. Gene Ontology annotation, molecular function: tryptophan 5-monooxygenase activity; iron ion binding.